This is a messenger RNA of Musca vetustissima, 295 nucleotides long. Its product is annotated as larval cuticle protein 9-like. NCBI's taxonomy places the organism in Eukaryota, Metazoa, Arthropoda, Insecta, Diptera, Muscidae. The record is from RefSeq and is a predicted model, not a curated record. The transcript has 2 exons. Bases 11 to 295 code for a protein of 94 amino acids.
CUACAUCAAAAUGAAAUUCACUAUUGUUGUCCUUGCCUGCCUUUUUGCCGUUGCCAUCGCCAACGAAGAAGCUGAUAUCAUUAAAGAAUUCAGUGAAGUUAACACCGAAGACUUCAAAUAUGGCUUUGAAUUGACCAACAAAAUCCGUGCCAUCCAAGAAGGUCAUUUGGAGGGUGAAAAAGUUUGGAUUGUCAAGGGUGAAUACGAAUACGUCAGCAAGGAUGGCAAACACGUUAAGGUUACCUACACCGCCGAUGAUUACGGUUAUCAUCCCAAAGUAGAACAAUCUCAAUAA